Messenger RNA from Rotaria socialis, 1884 nucleotides. NCBI's taxonomy places the organism in Eukaryota, Metazoa, Rotifera, Eurotatoria, Philodinida, Philodinidae. The record is from the annotation of a GenBank genome assembly.
AUGAUCAAAUCAUCUACUCCUGUAAGUACUAUUUCCUCUGUGGAUACAAAUAAUACAACAACCACAUCAAAUGCUGUUCAAAGUGGUCCAUAUACAAAAGCUCAAUUUCAAAAUACCAUGGAAGGUUCGCGUAGUGUCAAAAAUGCUAAAGAAGUUGAACAACUACUUCGUGAUUAUCCAGCUGCAUUGGAACUCUAUCGAACAGGAAAAUAUAAAGUCAAAGUAAAAUAUGAAGCUGAUAUUGAGCGUGUUAUACUCGUUGAAAAACGGUCAACGAAAGUCGUGCCGAAUAAUGAAACAAAAACAAAUGGUGAUCAACAAAAUUAUCAAUCUCGUCCUACUUUAUCAACAGAUUCAGAGAGAAGAAAACAAGAAAUAAUAACAGAAAAAGAUUCCGAACGAUCACGUAAUCGUGCUGAAUCACAAGAUCAUACUGUACCAGUAACAUCCGCGACAGAUAAUAGUUCUUCAGUUACGGCAACAAUCUCAUCAAUGCCUACGAUCGUUAAUACUCAGCCUAAAACUGAUCUUCAUUCAGCAAUAUCCAAAGAACAGAAAAUUCCAGAACCAUCACAAACACAAGAGCCUCAACAACAAGAACAACAAGAACAAAAAAAAGAAAAACAUCAUAGUGAUCGUCGUACUCGUUCUCGUGAUAGCCCUUCGAAUGUGUUACAAUCGAAACAUAAAGAGAAAAAAAGUAGUCGAGAUCAUCGAAGAGUACUAGUGCCUUUGAUGACAAAUGGUGCUCAAACUCAAUAUAUGUGGCAAUCACCACAAGGUGUUCAACAUUAUUUUAGCCAACCUACUAUACAACAACAAGCUCAACCAUCAAAUAUGUAUAAGCGUCCGCUAUAUCCAUUGCAACAAAAUCCAGCUUUUCAACAACCAUAUUAUUAUGGGCAAACACCACUUCCUGCUAUUACUUAUCAACAACCAUCUGCUUAUCCACUAUCAUCAACAAAAACAUUACUUGGCAAUGGCACUAGUUCAACGGUUAAUUCAAUAAAUAAUUAUUCAACAUCUUCUAAGAAUAAACAUAAUUCAAAUAUGGCUGCAACAGCUAAUACAUCGUAUCCUACAUUUUAUCCAAAUCAACCACAGUAUUUACCUCCACAGCCUACCUAUCCAUCACAGGUACCUUAUCAAAUGCCUACUCAAUGGCCAACAGUAGCUCAUCGACGAGCACGUCCAGUUCUACACGAUGAUAAUAUUCCAACAGAAAAUCGUCGAACAUCGAAACAUCGUGCUCAUAGUGUUGACACACGUACUCGUAGUCAACCUCCAAUUAAUUAUUAUAAUCAACCACAACAACCAGCUCCACCAGUAAUAGUCGAAAGUCAUCAUCAUCAUCAUCAUCAUCAUCAUCGAUCUCAGCCGACCAAUGUACCAAUUAAUCCUGUUGGUCCAUCAGUAGAUGCUCCUAUAGAACAACAUACUCUAUUGAAUCCAAAUACGAUAUCAACAGUUAACAACGGUACUAAUGGUAGUGAACGAUUAACUAUUCGUCAACUAAAUGAAAUUUUUUUUCAUACUGAGCCAUCAGGUCGAUUACCUUAUGGUACAUUACCUAAUAUUUUACAACGUUUUGGCAUAGCUUUGACAGAAAAUGAGUUAACUUCAGCUGCAAUUGAUCUUGCUUAUAAUGUUAACGAGCCAAUCUCCGCUCGACGUCUAGUACAUGUUUUAGUUAAAUUAGGUAAAAUAUCAAAAUCAACAAAUCAACAACAACAACAACAACAACAACAACAACAGCAACCGACUGCUUCACCAGUGAUGUUACCUGAAGAUCGCGAAGUAAUCGAUAUUAUGACGCAAAAUAGAUCGAUUGGCAGGGCAUCAACUCAUAUACAUUCAUCAACACAUCCUAAUAGUUGGAAUUAA